AUGAAAAUAGGAGCAGUAGCGUUUUUUGUGGGAUCUGCAGAGAGUUUUUGCUUUGGUGGUCGCUGGUCUAACUGGUCUAAUUGCGAAAUCGAAGGAGGAAAGCAAUGUGGAACUGGAAGUAGAAUUAGAAAGAGACAGUGUGGAUUCGGAGCAGAUGAAGCGCAGGAAAGCGAAAGUUGCGAAAAGGGAAUGCACCAAUGGAGCGAAUGGAGCAGCUGCUGCUCCGAAGGCGAUCGUCAGGAAAACAUUCGCCUUCGAAAGCGCGGAACCAACUGCGGCGUCGAAGUAGUCGAAUUCGGCGAGCAAGUGUGCACCUGGAUUCCUUACAACCCCGCUCGUCCGAGACAUUCUUGCGCUGCUUUCAGAAACGGGCAGCGGCAAACUGGCCGAGCUGGGGGAAGAUUUGAUGCGGAUUCAACCGACUUUCAAUCGGCCAGUAUUUCGGACAGAAACUACGACAACGAUAGAAACGAGCGACCUUGGUAUGCAUCAAGAUAUGGUUUUCAAGUAAAGGACCUCUUCAAAAACAUCUUUGGAACGGGCAACGAGGAAAGCAACGAGGAAAACGUUGAAUCUCCUCCAGUCGAAGAUAAUUCACUCGAAGUCAGCUCUGAUUCAUCAGUUCUUGCUACAGUCUUGGAGAAUGCUCAAUAA
Messenger RNA from Oikopleura dioica, 654 nucleotides. Lineage: Eukaryota; Metazoa; Chordata; Appendicularia; Copelata; Oikopleuridae. The record is from the annotation of a GenBank genome assembly.